AUUUAGGGGGACAUUUUUGAGGGAGGACAGAACUCACAAAAGGAGGACUGUCCUCCCAAAAGGAGGACGGUUGGUCACCUUAACUUUUAUUCCUCAACUUCCCAUCCGAAGACACAAUCCCAAAGAUUGCUUUAAGGGUUUUGCUAUAGAUUAGCAAAACGCUUACUGGCGCAAAUUUUACCACCUAACGAUUGCCAAAAGACAGAAUAGCGGACGAAGGGAAUUGCAGCAGGUGGACACCUUCCCACGGUCCUUGUAUACACCUUUCCAACGAGGUACCAACCCCCUCCGUCCCUAAAGCAAUUUGCCUCAGGAUUGAUGGACCCUGAAAGCCCGUGCCUCCUGCUUCGCUGGGAUGCUACGCGCGGGGGGGGGGGGAGCCUCGCCUUUCCUCUCCCCGCCCUUCGCCCUGCGAGUCGUCAAUGCGAGCAGAGUGGGGAGUUAGCGAGAGAGGCCUCAAUCGCACCCCCGUUUUCCUCGGCCCGGUUCAGGGAUGGGCGGCUGAACCCUCUUCAGUGACAGAGAGAUGGCCGAGCGGGAGGGAGGAGAGGUCAGUGGCUGAAGGCGACCGUGGGGAGGAGCAGCCUUCGCCCAUCCUGAGGAAGACGGCGCUGAAGAGGAAGGCGACGAACCGCUGGAACCACCCAGCCUCUUCUGCCGCCGCCACUGCCGGCGGGGAUGUGCGGCGAGGGUCCGGGCCCUCCUGGCAGACGGAAAAGCUGAUUAACCGGGGAGGGGAAGAUGGGACGCGGGAAGAUGGCGUCUCCGGCGGGGUCGGUGGCUUCCUCCCGCAGCUGCUCUCGGAUAGGAGGCGGGAGGAGACACUGCCUGUGGCGGCGUGCUGGUCCUCUACUUUACUGGGUGCCGGUCCUCUUCAUCUGCAGCGUCCUGGCCUGGUCUUACUAUGCCUACGUCGCCCAGCUCUGUCUGGUAACAAUAUCAAAUAUUGGAGAAAAAAUGGUGUGCCUGAUUGCGUAUCAUCUAUUUUUCAUGAUGUUUUUGUGGUCUUACUGGAAAACAAUCUUUACAUUACCAAUGAAUCCUUCCAAAGAAUUCCAUCUGAGCUAUUCAGAUAAGGAAUUGAUGGAUAGAGAACCUAGAAAUGAAACCCAUCAAGAAGUGCUGAAGAGGGCAGCCAAGGACCUCCCUAUCAGUACAAGAACAAUGUCUGGAGCAAUCAGAUACUGUGAUAGAUGCCAACUUAUAAAACCAGAUCGUUGCCAUCAUUGUUCUGUCUGCGAUAAAUGUAUUUUGAAAAUGGAUCAUCACUGUCCCUGGGUGAACAACUGUGUUGGAUUCUCAAAUUACAAGUUUUUUCUUCUGUUCUUGGCUUACUCUCUAUUAUACUGCCUUUUCAUCUUUGCGACUGAGUUACAGCAUUUUAUUAGAUUCUGGACAAAUGGCCUUCCUGAUACUCAAGCGAAGUUCCAUAUUAUGUUUUUGUUCUUUGCUGCAGCUAUGUUUUCAAUUAGCUUAUCCUCUCUCUUUGGUUAUCAUUGCUGGUUGGUCAGUAAGAAUAAAUCAACUUUAGAGGCAUUCCGAGCACCUGUUUUUCGACAUGGAACAGAUAAAAAUGGGUUUAAUUUGGGCUUCAGCAAAAACUUAAGGGAAGUCUUUGGAGAUGAGAAAAAGUACUGGCUGUUGCCAAUUUUUACCAGCCUAGGAGAUGGAUGCUCUUUUCCUACCUGCCUUGUUAACCAAGAUCUUGAACAAGCUUCUACUCCUGCAGCACACAGUGGAAAUAAAAAUGAGAAUAGUCAUCAUUUUCCGGCUAAGACAUUACGUGAUUCCCAGAGCCACCUUCUUACUGAUCCUCAAUCUUGGAUAGAAACUAGUGCAGGUACUGAAAAGAACAAACUAGGUGUAAGCAAUCCUGCACUAUCUAUGGAAAAUGAAACCUAGUCUUGCAAGUAAAGAAAACAACAUUGAUUCUUAAAGUAACAGCACAGUUGAUGAAAGGAUGAAGAAUUCAUCCACUACAUCAGCAUUCAUCAGACUAGCUACUUAGUCCAGUGCUUCAUGGAUGUGCUCAGAAAAAAAAUCAAGGCCUAAUUAACUGUCUCUGCAUCAUCACUUGAAAUAUCUGUUGACACUUCUUGAAUAUCAUAAAAAUAGCAGUUUGGCUAACAUAGAAUAUGGUUACAGUGCAAAAUGGAAGUCUUGAAAAUGACAUGUUAGGAAAGUGGGAAAUCUUAACACAUACAGGACUGUUAAUCCUUUAGAGAUUAUAGGCGUGGUUUUUGAAUUGACAUUUAUAGCUCAAGUGAGCAUAAACUUUAUAUAUAAUCUAAACACGCUCUUGGAAGCAGUUCUUGAAUCUUUAAAGUCUUGCUUGUGAUUUCCUCCUGUAAACUACCUUUAUUCCUUGGACUAUAAAGCAAGUUUUGUCAGUUCAUUGAAUAGCUUGUUUGUUGAUUAGAUAUAAUGAAGAGAAGAUAUUUUGAUUGCUUCCUUCAGUUGAGUUAGCAAAACUGUUCUAAUUAUAAACUAGCCUCAGGUCGGACAAUCAUGCUCAUGCAUCUCUUUAUAUAAGGGCUAGAUUAUAAUUUCUCUUCUUUCAUAACUGAGAGACCAAAAUGAACUUCACAUUUAUUUAUAUAUGUAAAAAUAAGCGUAGUUAGAACCAUGCUUGGAGCAAGGUUAUUUGAAAUUUUGUGAUGGCGAAUUCAGUUUACUCAACCUUACUUGAAAUGAUUUUUUUAAUUCUUCAGAAUGGUCAACUGACCUCAGUUUGUAUCAAUAAGAGGUUUUGUUGUAACCCAGCAUCCUUGAAUUGCUGCAUUCCUUGCUAUUACCCUGGUAAUUUACAUAUGAAGAGUUGUAUAAUAUUACGUAAUACUCAUGUUCAUACUAUUACUAUGGUUUAGAUUAUAUUCUUAAAAUAACUGGAUCUAGCAGAGACACACUUUAAAUGAAAUUAAUUACCUGAGGCUUUUAUGAAUUUUUGUAUGAUCUGAGAAUUUAAGACUUAAGAAAUUUUGGAAGCCAAGGAACUUAACAGUUUCAUAGAACUGGAUUUAUCAGUGCCUUUGCAUGUACAGUGGAAGGUGAAAUUAAUACGUUUAAGCUAUACAUAAUACAGUAUGCUGUUUACAUAAAAUAGGUUAUAAUCAAUUUCAAAAUGGUCAAUAAACAAUUUGGUUAGGGAAGAAUGUGAGAAAAUUCUACAUUUUACUGAAAAGUAUUUAAGAAACAAGAGAAUUGUUUUCAGAAUCACUUUGGCAGUCUCGUUAGACUUCUAAACAGGCACUACACAUACUGGUAGGUCUGACUGAAUGACAGUUCCCAGCUGUAGUGGUCUCAAAUAUUUUUUUAAAAACAGUACAUUAUUUUCUGUAGCUGUAUAGAUUUUAAAUAUAUCAGAAUGGUCUUGUGGAGAAUAAAUGAGAUAGCAUGAUGUCUUUGUGAUAUUAUUACAACUGUAAUAGUGUAGGUUUGGAUUUUUCCCUGAUAUUUUAAUCUAUUUGAAAAAUCUCAGUAGGAUCUAAUCACCAAAAGUGCCAGAAUAUGACCCAUAAAAUUUGGGAUAUUUGAAAAGGUUGUGUACUUCUAGGUUAUAGUUUUACACAGCAUAUAUUAGCAUAGACAACUCAUUUUCAUAGCAUAGUGUUCUAAUUAUUUAUAUUUAGAUAUGGAAGUGAUGAGAAAAUCAGAGGAAUAAAAUGAGAAAACUACUCCUUAUACUGCUUAAUCUUCAUAUACUGUACAUUGUGAAAUAUUUUGCUGUUGGGUUGUCUUUAAAAUAUGUAAAUUGAAGGGGAAAGUUGUCAUACACUUGUUAGAUAUAACCCCUUAAAAUAUUUUUUAGUAAAAUUCAGCAUGUCUUCAUGGAAACAGAGACUGUCAGCUGUCCAAUGCCAAAAUUUUGCAGAGAAGGGAGAUUUUAACAUAUUCAGGUAAUAAGAGCCAUGUAAACUAGAGAGGAGUUUAUGGUAGAUAUGGGACUAUUUAAAAUAAUGUACCUUCUUUUGAUACAUUGGGAAUAGAAUGUAUUCAUUCAAAUUGUUUUUUCACAUUACAACCUUCACUAUUUUGCUCUGGAAGUAAAUUCUGUUGAUUUUUACAAGCAGAUUUCCAAUAUAAGGUUUGAGAUUGGAGUAAGGAAACAAUAGUAGUAGGACAGCAGUGACAAUAAGGAAAGAAAAGAGGUAUCUCUGCUACGUGGAAUUCUAGUCAGUCCUGUUCAAAUUCCCGUUGUAACUGGGAAAAAGAAUUCUGUGCAUUAUCUGCUAUACAUCUGCAUUUGGGAAACCACAACUUUGAUAAACUGAAAACUAGGGUUCCUGCCUGAUUAAAGACAAUUAAUUGUAAUCAA
This is a messenger RNA of Crotalus tigris (Tiger rattlesnake), 4315 nucleotides long. RefSeq names its product zinc finger DHHC-type palmitoyltransferase 2 (gene ZDHHC2). The coding region runs from base 742 to 1902 and encodes 386 amino acids. Gene Ontology annotation, biological process: peptidyl-L-cysteine S-palmitoylation; protein targeting to membrane. NCBI's taxonomy places the organism in Eukaryota, Metazoa, Chordata, Lepidosauria, Squamata, Viperidae. The record is from RefSeq and is a predicted model, not a curated record. Gene Ontology annotation, cellular component: endoplasmic reticulum; Golgi apparatus. Gene Ontology annotation, molecular function: protein-cysteine S-palmitoyltransferase activity. The transcript has 13 exons.